Asterias rubens (European starfish) is the source of this 5225-nucleotide messenger RNA. Its product is annotated as histamine H2 receptor-like. Gene Ontology annotation, molecular function: G protein-coupled receptor activity. Gene Ontology annotation, biological process: G protein-coupled receptor signaling pathway. Lineage: Eukaryota; Metazoa; Echinodermata; Asteroidea; Forcipulatida; Asteriidae. Gene Ontology annotation, cellular component: membrane. The transcript is spliced from 3 exons. Bases 306 to 1829 code for a protein of 507 amino acids. The record is from RefSeq and is a predicted model, not a curated record.
AAACCGGUCGCAUCGCAAGAAAUUUAACGAGAGAUAGAGAGGGGAGGCCAUGCUUCGUGUAACUCAGACCUAGGAAACUACACAAACAGAUCAGAGUUAGUUUCAAGCGAGGUUGAUAUCAGUUUGGUUUGACGGGAAGACAGUGCCAUCUCUGUGUUUUGUUUUAUUAUGGAGUACACUUUCGCUUUCAGCAGCGGACCGCUCUGUGUGUUAUCAGUGGACAUCACUGCUAUACUAAGAUAGCAGGUGUCAGGGCUGUGCAGUAGCAGCCAGUCGUGAAUCAGAAUGGGAUUAACUGAUAUGUGAUGAUGAAUGAAUCUACGUUAAUCCCACUAUUGGACUUCGAGGGAAUCACACCGACCACACCCCCACCUCUUGGAUAUCUCAUCUUUCAGGCGCUCUUCCUUUCGGUCGUCAUGGUGGUUACCGUCCUUGGGAACGUCGCGGUGUGUUACGUGGUUUAUCGCACCCGUAGUAUCACCACAGUGACCGGUAUGUGUAUCACCUCAUUGGCCCUAGCUGAUCUAUUUCGUGGUAUCUUGGUUCUACCCUUCGUUAUAAUGGCGUCUGUGCUUGGUAAUGAGUGGGAUCUUGGUGAUGUGUUGUGCUCUCUGAGUGGACUACUCUAUACCCUUUUUGGCACGGCGAGUGUCAUGACAUUGGCAGCCGUUUCGAUCGAUAGAUAUGUCGCCAUUUUGAAGCCUCUAAAGUACACGUCCAUCAUCACCACUCUACGAGCAGCGUGUUUUAUUUGUUCCAUAUGGCUACUAGCCAUUCUCAUGUCACUAUUACCAAUUAUUGGCUGGUCCAGUUACAAGUUCACUCCAUGGAAUGGAAUAUGUAUCGCUAACUGGACUGACUACAAGCCGUAUGCUUACUUCUACCUAUGCCUGUCGUUUAUUCUGCCAUUUUCCGUCCUGGUUUUCUGCUAUUAUAACAUAUUCAAGGUUGCAAGGCACCAGUCUCGACGCGUCAUGUCGCUGGAAGUGACGUCAGUGGACGGACCGCACUCGACGGGGCAUAGGAUGAACCUCGGGCAGCGGCCUCACAAUGGACGACCUCGCCUCGUUAUGAGGAAAGAAAAGAAAGCAGCAGUCACUCUCUUUGCUGUGAUGGGAGUCUUUAUUAUAUGUGUCACUCCAUACAAUGUCGUCCAUCUCGUCUAUGCCUUCAAGGGAACGCAGAACUUACGAGUUGCUCUCGGCGUUACCUCAAUGCUUUCAUUUGUGAACUCAUCAGCCAACCCGCUAAUCUACGGUAUUUUGAAUCGUAAGUUCCGUCACGUGUUCCUAGAGGUUCUGAAAUGUCGUUACUGCCCGCGAUGCUUUUGCUGCCGCGAUGACGACGCAGGUUUCCGGCACGACGACAUCCCGUCCGAUAUCCCAACGGCCAGCAUGGGGCACAGACUAAAGCCCGUACCACGUGACAGUGGUUACAUAACAUCCUACACGCACACCACAAGCUCCCGUGCCGGAGUUCCGGACAUCUUUGCAGUUUCUGUGACAUCAACGAGUAACACCUUAGCGUCCUUGGGGGGUAACAUGAAAUCAGUCGGCAAGAUUGCCCAGGGGCAACUUCCAAUGAUUGAGGACAUAUCAGAUGAGGAUCUUGCCAGCCCGGGGAUAAUCAAGAACGGAAAGCUACUUCACCCAAAGGGAGGGUUAAGAGCAAGGUUUGUUGAUGUGUGUGAAUCAGCUCCCGGUGUUUCUACGGAUAACUCGUCGGGUCCGUUCGAUACCGCUGCAGGUUCAAGUAGCAAGGAAUCCACACAGAAAUCGCCGGUAGACGAUAGGGACUUUAGAAUACUGUUGUCUCCGAGUACACUUUAGCACGGUAGACCUCUCAGUCAUAUUGUGUACAAAACGAACAGUGUGUCAGUUUAAACAGCUCCUCUCGAAUCUUCAUUCGAUAUUCGUAAAAGGAGAAUACAUUGCGAUUAACACUCCAUAAUACAUGACAUGAAGGCACAUUUCAAACUCUGUUGACAAAAUUGCACAGCAAACCAAACAAUACAUCAAAUUUUAUAGCAUCAAUAUUCAUACAGACCUAGAAUGGACCGCCAUUUUGUACGGGUGGCAAUUCGAUGAGUUCGCAAACAUUGCCCAUUAUGAAAAGUGUAUUCAAAUUACAUUCAUGCCUAAAAGCGGGUAUAUUAAGUAUGGUUCCGAUAGUGCAAUAUGAUCACGUAUAGCUGUAGUUUACAAUGUAUAUUUGCUUUCAAAUGUAACUUGUAAAACUAUAUGCAUUUUUUUGCUCGAACAAGUGCUAAGCCCAUGUAGUUUUUUAACCACAUGUUGACAACUAUGGGUCGAAUGAAACCACUUAAAGAAAAGCUCACAAUGACAAUUCACACUGACAAUUCACAAUGACAAGUCACACAGACAAGUCACAAUGACACAUCACUUGACACGUCACAGAAAACACUUUAUGUCACACCUCAAGACAAUGUCAAGACAAUGUGACACGUCACAUUGACGUCAGAACCGUUUCACGGCUUCACUAAACGUUUAAUCGUAUAACAAAUCACGUGACACAUCACAUGACACGUCACAUGACAUUUUAAAUAGACCGUUGUCAGUCACAAACCGGUCAACAGUGUUGCCUUAUACAUACCUCGAACCAAAUGGGUGAAAUUCCUUCCAUACUAAUUUGGUAUAUUUAUGAGGAUUGUCAUUUUGAUACAAUUCGAUACAUUUGGUAAAUAUACAGAUCUAUAUUCUAAAAGUGGAAAACUUGGUUUCCGUCAGGAUGCAAAUUUAAAUUGUUUGCUCUAUAAGAAGACGUGAUUAGGCUUACUGUAAUAAAUUGUUAUCAAUUUUAAGACCACCCUUAUCCUCCAUCCAUAACCCUAAACACGCUAAGUCUAAUCCCUUCAAUAAGUAUUUCCAAUAAAAUAGAAACCUUUCCAAAUGUUAAGUGAGUUUGUGGUUGGUUGACUUAUACAUCGCAAGAAGGUUGCAUACCCCUUUUGUGGCUCGUCCUAUAUUUCCAUGUGAAUUGUUAAUCUUUUGUCUGUCAGCAUUUGGGCUCAUAGUUGUGGUUGAAUGUCCUUAAAUGCAUCCACUCACAAACAAAAAUGAGGUUUUAUGUAUAAAUCAUAAAACAUAGCCACGUGUUCAUCAGGUUAAAUAGCACACGUUUCCUUUACACAGAUAUCAUGUGAAGCAUAAACGUGUUACCAGCCAAAGUUACUUAGUUUUAAGCUGUUGCAACUGGUGCCCGGUAUUUAGGUUAUUCCCAAUGUUUAAUUGGAAAAUUUGUUGCGCACAGAAACUUGUAACCAGCCAAAAUGACAUUUAGGCUAUAAUUUGGAGGAAGGUACUAGGUUAUGUAUUCAAGUGUUUGAUUAAUGGAAUGUCCUCACCACACAGGGCAUGACUACUUCAAAAAUGUGAACCAAAACUGGCUUCACAUCUGAAGAUCGGUUAAAUCCAGCAUCCACUCAGAAAUCAUUUUAAUUGACACUGUCGAGACAUUCACUCGCGAGGACAACUCUUUGUUUUUCCACUUUUUGUUUUUGAUCCCGAUUUGGGAGACCUUUAUUUCAAUGGCGUCCAUAUCCGAGUACGGUUAAAACCUAUGGUAGGCCUACCUCUCGGUUGGCCCACACCACACGUAUGAUGUAUCUGUUUCUUUUAUGUUCUCGGGUAGACAAUCUCACAGGGGUGCUACAAUUUAAUAUAUGUCGAUUCAGUUUAAAUGACAUACGGUAUAUAGUUAAAUAAGGCUGAUGAAGCACACGCGACUACAUUGGACUACACCCCCAUGUUUCUAUCGUCAUGGUUAAUUAAAAAGCAUCUCACUGCGAGAGUGCAUUUAUGUAUGAAGGUAGGCCUACAUCGGAAGUGCGGUCAGGGCUGUUUAGUGCAUUGAGGGCACUAUACUUCCAGAGACUGUCCUAGUUAUGGGGUGUAUUUUCUUCUACUUCGCUUUCAACUUAAAGCUCAUGGCAGUGUGGUUCAUGACACUUUGCAUUAAUCACUAUAGAUUGAUCUUAUAUGUUAAACAUUGUGUACACCACUUUUAAAUCAGUGUCUCACUUUCAGCCGUGUUUACAGCUGUGUUUCGAUUUGCAGUUUGAGCCUGACUUUCUAUAAGAUAUUUUCCAGAUGUUCCAGAACCUUUCACACUAAAGCAACAUUAUUUGUAUCUCGGAGGUUGUUAUGAUGUUACAGUAAAAGUGACAUGUUCACAAUGUUUUCCCGAAUGUUCCAAACCAUUACAAAGGCUCUUUCCAAUCUGUUUCAUUUGAGGGUUAAAGCACUUGUGUAAAACAUUGGUUUUUGACAAGUGCCAUGGUAUUCCCAUUUUAUGUGAAACUUUAAACAUGUGAAACUUUAGGCUUGUUUUCUUACGAAAUGUUAAUUGCCGCAUGGUUACACUGAGAUUGACAUUGGUUUUUCGCGUGAUUAAAAACUAACAGUUUUAGGCAUACUCUUUUCUCAAAACCAAAAAAAUAUACAGCCCUUCAGGCAAAAAUAUUUCAAUGGUUGCUUUCCCAACAUGACAAUGUUUAUGACGGUAAUCUGUGGACAUUGUAUGGUGUUAACCUUAUACUGCGCACAUAAUUACAUGGUCUGAACACACUCCUCCGCCCAUGUCAUACUAUAGAUGAGAUUCAAGUCUGCUCUCCUCUCAGGAUGUGAGUGGGUGAUGUUUCUAUCAGUAACUCUGUCAUCUACUACCAAUAAGAUUGGCUAAUGCGGGUAAGGGUAAUCAUGAAAAAGGGAGCCAGAUCAAUGUUGAUAGAAAUCUAUUAGGGGUGGGAGUUAUUCCUGAAAUCGUAUACGAAGUAUUCAAUCGAGGGAUCUGUGUCACAUUCUGAGAAAAGACAAUUACAUUUAAUCUGCUCGUUAGAGUCGGAAGCCAGACUUACUGAAAGGUACGACGUGAAUGAUUGGUUGAUUCCAACAAAUUAUAUUGACGAUUUUCUCAAUAAGGAUACCAACUGACCGGGAACUGCGUCUAACAUGCUGCCGUGAGAGAGAUUGUGCCCCAAACUAUCAUCUAUGUCAAACAAAGUCCAUCGCUAACAAUUUAGUUUUCGAUUACAAUAUCAUGGACAUAACGCCAAAACACGAUGAAACGGAUUUUAAGGUUUGAAUGUGUGUGUGUGAUUGGUGUGUUUGCGUGUGAGCUUACGGGAUAGCCCUUGUGGGGUAUUUUAGACAAUGCAACAAUGGACACCAUGUGCAUUUGUAUGUAUGUAUGGUGUUUGUUUUGUG